CCGCGCGUUUAAAGCGCCACUUGCAACACGCGGAUAUGUUUGGAAUCACUUUGCGUCAUGAAAGCUACACAGCAGUGUGCGUGUCUUGUUUGUAUUCGUGGUAUUAUUUAUUUUCUAGUUUAGUGAACAACAUAGUGAGUGAACACACUAAUAAUAAUUAUGAAAAUUUAAAAAGGUGCAACUGUAUAAUACACACUUGUUUACAUUGACUGGUGCAUACAAAGCAGUAGGUACCUAUAUCAAAUAACAUAAUGAAGCCAGCUUCAGUAGAUAAAUCUUCAAAAAAGAAUGGUUAUCAAUCUGAUGAUGAUAAUGUGCGGUAUAAAUUGAACAAAGAGUUCUUUAACAAUGCCAACAAAUCACCAGCAAAAAUAAAAAAAGAGAAAUUAAAUGAUGAUGAUAACAAUAUACGCUACAAGUUUGCUAGCGUAGUAAAAACAAAAAUUAACAAUAAAACCAAACCAAAAUCUAAGCUGAAAGUUAACUUUUGGAGUAAUAAGCAGUCAAGCAGACUCAGUUCAGAAGCAAAGAACCCAAAAAGUAACAGAAGACAUACUGUUGGAGUUGUAGGUGAUAGUGUACUUGUUGGCAAGUCAAAACAAUCAGGAAUUAAAGUCCGGAAGCGUGUGUCAUUUCUGCCAUCACCUUUAUUUUCGGAUAACCAUGUGCCCAUGGUAACUGUGCCUGAUGAUUUAACUAUACAAUUAAACGAAGAAGAGGCCAAUGAUUUACGUGAGGAUUUAAAUUCAGCAUUGGAAAGUAAUGGUGCAGGUAUUAGCAAUAACGUCAACAAUUCACCAAAAAGAAAAUCCAAAGCUUCAAAUCUGACAAGUCCAAGAGGCAUUAAGCGUAAACAAAGUUUAGAAAAUUCCGAACCCAGAGUUCAAAUAAAUGAAAAUGAGCUUGAAUUUUUCACAAAAUAUGUUGUUCAGAAAUUAAGAAGAAUGGAAACCAAUCAACGUAUUUACUCUGAAAAUUUAAUUAACACAGUCCUCAUGUUAGGACAACUUGGUAAAUUGAAUGGCAAAUCUAAGAUAGCAGAAGCAUAAUAAUAAUAAUAUUUAUUAGUAAAAUGAUGCAUAAUAUUGGAGUACAUUAUGUUUGUAAAUAAUGUUAAAAUAUAUUUAUACACUUCUUGACCAACUUAACUUUUCAACUAUUUUGUGACAUUUUUACUACUUACAUCCUAAUAAAAAGGUGAAACAGUAUACAUUAAUCAAAACUUGAAUCAUGGAAAGUUGAUAAUAUUACUUGUACAUUUGAUAUUUUGUUACCAUGUAAAGUAAGCAAUUUCUUUCAGUUACAUAAGGUAAAUUAAUCCAAAUAAAUCUUUUAUCUAGUUAUUAUAACAGGUCUGUCAAUUUAUAUUGUUCUUCAUAUUUUUCUUUCUGUAUGAUGAAUUUAAUAUUUUUAAUAUUUUCUGAAAGGAAUGUAAGGAUGUGAAGAUUGCUUAAUAUUCUUAUAUUUUCAUCAAUGCUUGUUUCAACACCAUUAUUAUAGUUUUAAUGUUAAGUUUAUUUAUAGUAAAAUAUACAAAACAGAGUUUAUAUUAUUAUUAUGAAUAAUAAACAUAAUUGAUGUUUGUCUUUGCUAUAUUCAUUGAUAAAUUUGUUAGCUCACUUCCAUUACACUUUAAAGUGUCCUUACACAAUUUAUGUUAUUCAAAAUUACAAACCAAUUACAAAUCAUAAGGUUUUGUAAAAGUCAGUUUUACAAACACUGCAAGACUGCAAUUAAAAUAAUACUUCAAUUUCUUCAUAUUUGUACAAUGACUGUUCCCCAAAACAAUAUAAUAUGCCCAUAGGAUGAUAUUGAAUGACAUUAAAUUUUAAAUUUUCAUAACAUUAAGAGUUGAGUAAGUCUCAAGCGACAUUGAAUUUAAUGCAACUUUACUUAUUCUAUUACUAUGUUUCAAAGCUAGUGGAAAGUUUUAAAUGUUUUCUAGUAUAAGUAUAUUGUUGCUUUAAACUCUGAAUGAUCAUUCGUAGCAAAUAUUAAAAACAAAAUAUUUGGUAACUAAAAACACAUAGUAUAAGUUAUUUUUGUAAUUAUACUUUUGAACAAUGUUACAUAAUACUGACAUCUGUUGUUAUGGAAUUCAAUAUAUGAUUAUUAUGUAUAAUAUUAUAUGUAAUUAUAAUUCGUUGUUUGUAUCUGGGAAACUACAAGACAUUAAGCCGUUAGAAAUAAAUAUAUUUAAUAAUAAAAUAACAAAUGGUUUAAUACUGAAAUAAAAAUUAACAAGAAAUUUAAAAUCAUGUACAAACAAAUUGUAUUUCAAGAUUUAUAACAAAGUAAAUAUUAUUUAUUUUGAUCAAUUACAAGUUUAUAUUAAAUGCAACAGCUUAUUUUGAGUCAGGUGAGGCAAAACGAAUUAUGCAUUGGUAUUAUUAAAAGAAGUUUUUGCUGCUGUUAUUUAUCUUUAAUAUUUGACACAAUAAUAUAUUUGUGCGAUUUUUUUAUAAAGGCAUGUUGGCCUCACUAAUAAAAUUGUACUAAAA
Messenger RNA from Manduca sexta (tobacco hornworm), 2501 nucleotides. Its product is annotated as MATH and LRR domain-containing protein PFE0570w. Lineage: Eukaryota; Metazoa; Arthropoda; Insecta; Lepidoptera; Sphingidae. The transcript has 2 exons. The record is from RefSeq and is a predicted model, not a curated record. Bases 252 to 1049 code for a protein of 265 amino acids.